GGGGCGGCGGCGGCGGCGGCCAUUUUGAUUACAGAGUGAAAGUGACAGGAGCCGGGGAGAGGGUGGGAAGCAGAACGCCGGCCCUUCUCUCAGCCACGUCCCUCUUCCCUUCCCUGUCCCACCAUGUCGGAGAAGCUCAGCGCCGACAGCCGGUGCGAACAGACGGGCGACGAGAAACAGGAUACGCAGGAGAAGGAAGCAGUCGUCCCUGAGAGAGCAGAAGAAGCAAAACUAAAGGCCAAAUAUCCUAAUUUAGGACAGAAGCCAGGAGGGUCAGACUUCCUAAUGAAAAGACUGCAGAAAGGGCAAAAGUAUUUUGACUCGGGUGACUACAAUAUGGCCAAGGCAAAGAUGAAGAAUAAGCAGUUGCCAACCACCGGGCCUGACAAUAACCUGGUGACAGGAGACCAUAUCCCGACACCACAAGAUCUUCCACCGAGAAAGUCAUCACUUGUAACCAGCAAGCUGGCAGGAUGGAGAACCGAGGCACAGAGAGACAAAGUGAUUUGCACACGGUCACAAAGUGGCCGAGCAAGGAACUGAACCUGUAUCUCCCAAGUUUCAGACUGGAAAUAAGGUAUAAAUUUUUAACAGAGUAAUUAACCAUUGGAACAAUUUACUAAAGGUUAUGGUGGAUUCUCCAUCACUGACCAUUCUUAAAUAGAGAUUAGAUGUUUUUCUAAAGGCUCUGCUCUGGAAAGUAUUAUGGGCUAUGUUUUGUACAGGAGGUCAGACUAGAUGAGUCGUCCCUUCUGGCCUUAGAUUCGUUCAUAGAUUCCAUGAGUCUAAGUCCCAGGCUAGCGCCUUUAACUAACUGCUGAUAUUACAGAAUAGUUAGCUCUGCACUGCAGCCUGUUAUUGAUUUAAAAAAUAUAUAUAUAUUUUUAAGUCUGUUGGAAAGGAUUAGGAAGAGUGUAAAGCAAACAUGGCUUACUAUAUUGUAGUUCAGAAAAAUGGGACAAUAAUUAUGACCUUUCUGAGCCCAUGAGGAUGCGUGGGGAAGAGGAAAUUCUCUUUGAAGGUAGCAGAUCACCAGCCUGUUUUUUAAACACACACAAAAACCUGAGAACCUGGGAGGAUGGAGUGGAAAGAAGCAUAAAAGCAAACUUGCAUUCAUGGCAUAACACACUAGUAGCUUGGUCUUGUUUUUUUUUUUCUUUUUUUUUCCUGCCUGUGUCUGUUUCAGGCCUGAAAACCAUGUUGAUUCAGUGGAUGCAGCCUGUGGAAUGCAAGAUCACAACUGAUAAUGCAUGUCAAAUAUGGUCUUCAUGUGGCAUAGAAAAUACAGCAUUUCACCUGGAACACAGGAUCGAACUGCAUUUAUAAUCUUGAGGAAUAUUUUAGCAGCGAUGCGACAGUGUGUUGGGUUAAAAGGUGUUUCACUGCAACGAUAAUUUUAAGUUUUCAGCAUGCAGCUUGCUGUGCUGAAAGCAAACAUGAAUCUCUGUUUUAAGUCCAGAAUUUAAAGAUUUGGGUUGGUUUGUUUUUUUGGGGACGGGGGAGGGAAUCUGUUUAAUCAGUUCAUUCUGUAGGAUACCAUAUCGAGGUCAAGAAAACCCAAUGACAGGUAACACUUGAAACUCCACAAUUGAUGUAGCUUUGUCUACAUACAUUCUCUGCUAUGCCUUACUUGGUCAUUUUUAGUCCCUAAAGUAAUUCGUACAAAGGUCUGUUUCAGUUGACCAUGUUUUGCUGAUGAUGAUUCUAAAUGGAAAACAUGGUAUUGCAUCUAGCUAAUCAGGGUAUUUCUAAGAGUCAUGCUUCAAAAAAGAAGUAAAAAGCCAAGCCUGACAUAUCGUACAAAUCAACAUCCAUGUUUCUGAGGUUGUAAGGAACCUUUUUUUUUUUUCUUUUCAUAGAGACUGGUCAAUAAAAAGUCAAUUUCAGCAGAGUGAAAAGGAGACAAGGUUUGGCGGGGAGUAGGGAAUUCCUUCUUUGUAAAUGUGUAAUUUCAUUCUUUAGUCUCUGUCUCCUCAUGCCUUAUCUCCAGGUUCCAGUCUGAGAAGGUUGGAGGGAAAAGCUACUGGUGUCUUGUAUAAUCGCCUCAAAUGUCUUGCUGUUUGUCCCAGCCACAUUGUAAAUAGAUAUGAAUCAUAUAUAUAAAAAUAUAUAUAAUUUUUUACAUCA
Messenger RNA from Mauremys reevesii (Reeves's turtle), 2127 nucleotides. RefSeq names its product endosulfine alpha (gene ENSA). The transcript has 4 exons. Gene Ontology annotation, molecular function: protein phosphatase inhibitor activity. Gene Ontology annotation, cellular component: cytoplasm. The coding region runs from base 124 to 543 and encodes 139 amino acids. The record is from RefSeq and is a predicted model, not a curated record. Lineage: Eukaryota; Metazoa; Chordata; Testudines; Geoemydidae.